Staurois parvus is the source of this 342-nucleotide messenger RNA. Lineage: Eukaryota; Metazoa; Chordata; Amphibia; Anura; Ranidae. The record is from the annotation of a GenBank genome assembly.
UCUGGGACUGUCCUUCCAUACAGCGGUUGAAACAUUGUAUCUAUUUGUUUCCAUAAAUGGAUCCAUUUAUGGAAACAAAUAGAUACAAUGUUUUCAACCGCUGUAUGGAAGGACAGUCCCAGAACUGUCAUUAAUAGUCUAUUUCUGACAGUUCUAAUGACAUUCCCCUCCAUACAGCGGUUGAAACAGCUGUAUGGAGUGAAUGUCCCAGAACUGUCAGAAAUAGUCUAUUUUCUGACAGAACUCUGCACAUACACUUUUUGCCCGGCUUGCAAUUAUUACUUAUUUUCAUCCUACUUCUUCUUCUUCUUCUUCUCAUCCUCAUCCUCUUCUUCUUCUUCU